This is a messenger RNA of Rasamsonia emersonii CBS 393.64, 342 nucleotides long. RefSeq lists its product as uncharacterized. The transcript has a single exon. The annotation marks the transcript as partial. NCBI's taxonomy places the organism in Eukaryota, Fungi, Ascomycota, Eurotiomycetes, Eurotiales, Trichocomaceae. The record is from RefSeq and is a predicted model, not a curated record.
ACUGACCCGAUCCAGAUUGCCGACUCCUUUCGCAAGUUUGGCCUGACUGAUUCCACCAAAGAUUUGCUUGUGGUGAAAGUCUCUGUGAAUCCGGACAUCACCCACGAUUCAGUAGCAGAUCAUCUGGGAAAAGUGGUUGAAGGAACCCCGGUACCUUUCAAUGACGAGACGCUCUCGACUAUCUCUGAUGUGGGCAAGAUCCGUAAAGCAUACAAAAUCAGCCCCCCAGCGACGAAAUCUGCCCCUGGAGGAGCUGCCACCCACGUGAAUGGCAGUCUCGAUGAUACCAGGAGAGAUUUGGAAGUCUCAGUCCUGGGCGCAAUAGCAUUACGAGGAGCAUAA